Tupaia belangeri chinensis (Chinese tree shrew) is the source of this 1343-nucleotide messenger RNA. It is a transcript of the gene DNAJB9, whose product is annotated as DnaJ heat shock protein family (Hsp40) member B9. Gene Ontology annotation, cellular component: endoplasmic reticulum. Gene Ontology annotation, biological process: ERAD pathway. NCBI's taxonomy places the organism in Eukaryota, Metazoa, Chordata, Mammalia, Scandentia, Tupaiidae. The record is from RefSeq and is a predicted model, not a curated record. Bases 455 to 1123 code for a protein of 222 amino acids. The transcript is spliced from 3 exons. Gene Ontology annotation, molecular function: protein-folding chaperone binding; misfolded protein binding.
AAGGUUGGUCAGUCCAACCCAGCCAGCCACCAGCGCUGGGGAGUAAGACCCAGGCUGCUGUCCAGCGGGUCCGUCUUGGGAACAAGAAAUCAGUGUAAUAGAGAAAUUAGCUAAAAAAUUACCAGAUAGCCUGAAAACGUGGGAUAACGUUUAUUUAACCAGUAAAAUGCCUCUCUGUCAGCUUUAGACCCGCCCUUUGCCUAAGGAGCAACCUUCGGUGGAUUCUGCCGGCGUCCACCGGACACGCUCUGUUUGUGUUCUUUCAGUCAGGAGGCUAUACUUGAUCCCUAGUACCCGUGACUAUGAGUAACUCUCUGGAAAGAAGUAAGCCACCUGCUAAUUACUGAGAAGGAGCCACAGGAGAGGAAGGCAGGCAGUUUCCACAAACCACAGUGUCUUUUCGUCAGCCUUGUUAUGUCAUCAUAAGUCGUUAAGGACUCCUGGGAUAUUAGAAAUGGCUACUCCCCAGUCAGUUUUCAUCUUUGCAAUCUGCAUUUUAAUGAUAACAGAAUUAAUUCUGGCCUCAAAAAGCUACUAUGAUAUCUUAGGAGUGCCAAAAUCGGCAUCAGAGCGUCAAAUCAAGAAGGCCUUUCACAAACUGGCCAUGAAAUACCACCCUGACAAAAAUAAGAGCCCUGAUGCUGAAGCAAAAUUCAGAGAGAUUGCAGAAGCCUAUGAAACACUGUCAGAUGCUAAUAGGCGAAAAGAGUAUGAUACCCUUGGACACAGUGCUUUUACUAAUGGUAAAGGACAGAGAGGUAGUGGAAGUCCUUUUGAGCAGUCAUUUAAUUUCAAUUUUGAUGACUUAUUUAAAGACUUCGGUUUUUUUGGUCAAAACCAAAACACUCGGUCUAAGAAACAUUUUGAAAAUCACUUCCAGACACGUCAGGAUGGUUCCAGUAGACAAAGGCAUCAUUUCCAGGAAUUUUCUUUUGGAGGUGGACUGUUUGAUGAUAUGUUUGAAGAUAUGGAGAAAAUGUUUUCUUUUAGUGGCUUUGACACCAACAAUCGGCACACAGUACAGACUGAAAAUAGAUUCCAUGGAUCUAGCAAGCACUGUAGGACUGUCACUCAACGAAGAGGAAAUAUGGUUACUACAUACACUGACUGUUCAGGACAGUAGUUUGUUCUUUUUCUGUUCUCACUAAACCCAGCAGUUGACUCUUCCUCAGAAUCUGAUGCAAAACAAUUUUAUGUGAACUCUUUUGACAAGUGCAUGAUUUCACCUACUUUAAACAAUUUGAUAUAGCUAUUAAAUAAGUUAUUUUUGAAAAAUUCAGUAACAUUCAACUAGUAGACAAAACUAAUUAUAUUUCCUGAUUAGGAAAGGCUCUAAAACAAAA